This is a messenger RNA of Epinephelus fuscoguttatus (brown-marbled grouper), 3429 nucleotides long. It is a transcript of the gene loxl4, whose product is annotated as lysyl oxidase-like 4. Gene Ontology annotation, molecular function: protein-lysine 6-oxidase activity; copper ion binding. Gene Ontology annotation, cellular component: membrane. The transcript has 15 exons. Bases 81 to 2498 code for a protein of 805 amino acids. Gene Ontology annotation, biological process: peptidyl-lysine oxidation. Lineage: Eukaryota; Metazoa; Chordata; Actinopteri; Perciformes; Serranidae. The record is from RefSeq and is a predicted model, not a curated record.
CUCCCCUAGCCUGUGACGUCCACCACUGCAAACAUUUGCUGCCUGCCAGCCUACCUGCAGACCCCCUCCUCUCUGUCACGAUGACCCGCACCCUCUGCUUGAGCUCCCUCCUCCUCCUCCUGCUGUCCCUCUCCUGCCCCGCACGCGCUGAACCCCGCCGGACCACGUCCUCUCAGCGCAGGGCGCCGCGCGCACCAGCCGUCAAGGUGCGUUUGGCGAGCAACUACGCGCGAGAGCCGCACGAAGGGCGCGUGGAGGUGCUGCACAACAACACGUGGGGGACCGUCUGCGACGAUGAAGUGGACAUCAAGCUGGCCAACGUGGUGUGCCGAGAGCUGGGCUUCCAGAGCGGUGUGACGUGGGCACACAGCGCCAAGUAUGGAGAAGGAGUGGGCCCGAUAUGGAUGGAUAACGUACGCUGUGACGGCACAGAGAAGUCCUUGAAGGACUGCAAACACAACGGUUGGGGCGUGAAUGACUGUAAACACUCUGAAGAUUUGGGGGUGGUGUGCACUGUUGAGCGCAGGCAGGAUCUCACAGCCAGUCGAGGUUACACCACUGCCUUCAGGCCCAGUGGCAGCACCGCGCCUCAAUGGCAGGGCCAAGUGGCGACCCGCAGGCACCCAGGAUAUGGCUAUUAUGGAAACGGACAUCAAGACAUCCCCAGGUUCCAAAGACACCACCAGGGUCACAGUAAGGUGCAAAUCGAGGAGGUCCGUCUUCGUCCCAUCCUCAUGGCCACCAAGAGGAAGAGCCUGAUCACAGAAGGUGUGGUGGAAGUGAGGCAUGCAGGGAGAUGGCGGCAGGUUUGUGACCUGGGCUGGAGUCUCAACAGCAGCCGAGUUGUGUGCGGGAUGCUUGGCUUUCCGGAGGCUACUCAGCACAAUGUCAAAACAUACAAGAAAAUUUGGGAUACCAAGGUUGCAGAUCCUUCAACAAGACUGAGCCUCAUGGCAAAGAAGAAGGGAUUCUGGGUAGAGAAAGUUCACUGUCUGGGCAGUGAGAACAGCCUGUCAGAGUGCAUUGCUCAGCUGUCAAUCCCCCGCAGUCCCUCUCCCUGUAAGAACGGGAGACAUGCAGUCGUCAAGUGUGUGCCAGGACCUCAGUUUGCUCGCAUCUCCUCAGGCAGACCCCAGGCCCCCUAUCCAGCUGUGCCUGUGCGUCUGAAGGCUGGCCCCAGGCUGGGCGAGGGCCGUGUGGAGGUGCUCCGAGACGGAAAAUGGGGGACCAUCGUGGACCACAUGUGGGAUAGAACUGCAGCCAGUGUGGUGUGCAGAGAACUGGGCUUUGGUACUGCCAAGGAUGCCCUGCAUGGAGCCUUCAUGGGUCAAGGCACAGGACCGAUCCAUAUGAACAGUGUACAGUGUAUGGGGACAGAGCGCUCCAUCCUAGACUGCUACUACCAGGAAGUUCCAUUGUGGACGUUCAAACACAGCCAGGACGCCUCAGUACGCUGUAAUGUCCCUAAAACCGGCAUAGAGAACACGGUGCGGCUUGUUGGAGGUAGAGUCCCGUCAGAAGGCCGUGUGGAAGUGUUGAUGGAGGUUGGGGGUCGUAAGCGCUGGGGCUCUGUCUGUAGUGAGAACUGGGGCAUCAACGAGGCCAUGGUGUUAUGCAGACAGCUCGGCCUGGGCUUUGCAGCCAGCGCUCAUCAGGAGACCUGGUACUGGCCAGGUGACUCAUCUGCAGGUGAUGUGAUUCUUAGUGGAACUCACUGUGUGGGCACAGAGCUUUCAAUUCAACAGUGUCGCCGCAACAACCAUGUUCAUUGUCCUCGAGGAGGCGGAACUAAGGCUGCUGGGGUCAGCUGUUCAGACACGGCACCUGACCUCGUUUUGGAUUCCCAGCUGGUCCAGGAGACAGCCUACCUGGAGGACCGACCGCUCCACUUGCUGACCUGCGCCAACGAGGAGAACUGUCUGUCCUCGUCUGCUGCCAGGAUGAACUGGCCUUAUGGACACAGACGCCUGCUGCGCUUCUCCUCCCGCAUCAUGAACCUGGGUCGAUCUGACUUUAGACCCAAAGCAACAAGAGAGAGUUGGACAUGGCACCAGUGUCACAGGCACUACCACAGUAUCGAGGUGUUCACACAUUACGACCUGCUGACUCUGAAUGGCACGAAGGUUGCCGAGGGACACAAGGCCAGUUUCUGUCUGGAGGACACGUACUGCCCCGACGGACUCCAGAAGCGCUUCUCCUGCUAUAACAUGGGUGAUCAGGGUAUCUCUGUGGGCUGUUGGGAUACGUAUCGCCACGAUAUCGACUGUCAGUGGGUUGAUGUGACGGAUGUUCGGCCAGGAGACUACAUCUUUCAGGUGGAGGUUAACCCCUCGAUGGACAUGGCUGAGUCUGACUUUAUGAACAAUGUCAUGAGAUGUCGGUGCAAAUAUGACGGCCACAGAGCUUACAUGUAUGGAUGUCAUGCGGGUGACGCAUACAGCGCAGAGAUCGAGGACCUGUUUGAACACCAGAGGCAAAUCACCAACAACUUUGUGUAGCCCAUCCCAGGGCCCAGCGCGAAGGCCUUCCAGUGGGGCCCAGAGACUACUCAGGGUGGGCUGAGGUCGAUGGCCCCAGGCCCUUGGGACCUUAGGACCCACAAUAACAGACAACACACAAAAUGGCGCCUGUUCACCUCCUUGGCAGAUGUGGAUAAAACACUCACAAGCACAUCAUAUCACAGCAGCGACCAUUGCAGAGACUUCAUUGACAACAAGAGUGGAACAGGUGCCAGACGGCUCAACAUGUUUUUAACUCUAGUUAAGUAAGAAGAUAUUGGAUAUGGAUUCAAACUAUACUGAAUUUUGUGAAUGUGGACGACUAGUAACUUAAGGUAGUUAUUCAAAAACGUAUACGCAUGAAAGUAAUGUCGCUAUAACUAAUCUGUCACUAAGACAAUGAGGAAGCUGUCGGGAAAUCUCACUCCCAAAAUAGAAGAUAUGGAAAAAUGAGAAAAAUAAUAAUAUUGUGAAUUUGUGUAAUUUCUGUUGCAAAUGGUUGGAUUAAUGCACAUGCAGCAAAAAGUACUAUAAUUUGCUCUGUUGGCAUUAUUUUACCCAGAUUCUUUACUUGUUGAAUUUUGUAACUGUUGAGCUUUUACAUUACUUCAAUAUUGGUGCUCUCUAACAAUACUGUAUGUCAUUAUAUUAACCUCACUACGUUUCAGGUGAACAGUGUUGUACAAUGCAUUUUGGUUUUAUUUUACAGUUAAUGAGGUAUUUUAUCAUUGCUUUGGUUUUAACAAAAUCAUUGUUUUAUAAAAGUGUAGUCGUGCUACAGCGUUUUGCUUCUCAUCUAGAAUAGGUAAGAAGAGGUCAAAUGAUUUUUAUGGAACAAAGCACUUUAUCUUUUAUACAUCAGUAUUCCAGUUUUGUCCAUUUUUUUUAAAAUCAGCCACCAAUUUGACUUUUUAAGAUGUAUAUCUAAAAA